AUGUUUGUUUGUCUUAUUUCCACAUCAAACGCACAAGAUGCUGAACCAGCAAAAAAUCCAAGUCCGGCUGAACAAAAACAAAGCAGUCUUGUUCCUAACAAUAUAAUACAGUUUCCGAUAAGCGAUCCAACUCAAUCAAAAAGUGGUUUUACGUGUCCUGUUGUUGGAAAUUAUAACGAUCUUAAGAUAUACCCCAGCUUUUUCUCUCAACUAGGAACGUUCUUCCCUAUUCUAGGUCUUCUUUUCACUGUGGCUGUUUAUGGUACAACAUCCGUGUUUGGAUAUAUAACAACAUGUCUACUUGAUGAUAUUGUUAUUUUGGGGACAUCCUUAGUACUCAUCAUUUCGUGGUACAGCUUCACCAAACCAUUUUGGUUGGUUUUAUUAGCGAAUUUAUUGCAAGGUGCUGCGAGCAAGCGUGAUGCUUUAUCAACUUUUUUCAUUGCAAAAAAAGCUGUUGUGAUUGUUGGAUCUGAUUCUGGACCAGUUGGAAUUAAUUACACUGUUCCUAUCAUAGCACUUGGUUGUAUUUUUGUUGUAACUGAUGCUGAACCAGCAAAAAAUCCAAGUCCGGCUGAACAAAAACAAAGCAGUCUUGUUCCUAACAAUAUAAUACAGUUUCCGAUAAGCGAUCCAACUCAAUCAAAAAGUGGUUUUACGUGUCCUGUUGUUGGAAAUUAUAACGAUCUUAAGAUAUACCCCAGCUUUUUCUCUCAACUAGGAACGUUCUUCCCUAUUCUAGGUCUUCUUUUCACUGUGGCUGUUUAUGGUACAACAUCCGUGUUUGGAUAUAUAAUAACAUGUCUACUUGAUGAUAUUGUUAUUUUGGGGACAUCCUUAGUACUCAUCAUUUCGUGGUACAGCUUCACCAAACCAUUUUGGUUGGUUUUAUUAGCGAAUUUAUUGCAAGGUGCUGCGAGCAAGCGUGAUGCUUUAUCAACUUUUUUCAUUGCAAAAAAAGCUGUUGUGAUUGUUGGAUCUGAUUCUGGACCAGUUGGAAUUAAUUACACUGUUCCUAUCAUAGCACUUGGUUGUAUUUUUGUUGUAACUGAUGAAGCAAAAGAAGCUAUCGAUGGAGAUAUUCAAGAUAUCAAUGAAGAAGAUAUCGAAGAUAAAAAAAAGGUUUAUGCACAAGUCAGCAUUAUGGAUAUUCAUAAUGUUAAAAGUUUUAAUAUAAAUAAGGAUAAGUAUGAUGGUAGCAGCAUUAUAAAUCCCAAGAAAUUGGAAAAAUAUUUAGUUGAUUCUACGGGUAGUUAUAUUUAUGUUUAUAAAAAAGCCACAAAAGAAAAAAGUAAUCCAGAAGAAAAUACAAAAGAAAAAGGCAGUCCAGAAGAAAAUACAGAAGAAGAAAAUACUUCAACAAAAAAUAUUACAGAAAACGAUGAUGAUGAGAUUACUGUAGAUAAAAGUGUAUCUACAGGACCAAGUCCAAUAGAAGAAAAAAAAAAUAAAGAUACAAUUACUAAGAAGCCCAAGUCUAAGCAAUAUUACUACGUUAUGCCUGUUCAGGAUUCUAUGUACUUUGUUGAACUUGAAUUUGAUAAAAAUAAAAUCGAGAAAAAAAAGCAUGCGUACCAGAACGAAAAGAACAAAUACAUUGAGGCAAAGAAAAAAUACAAGGAUAUAUUAAAAAAAGAAAACGAGAAAGAAAAUGAAGAAGAAAUUAAAAAGCUCAAAGAAAUAAAGGAUAAAUAUGAAAAAAUAAAGAGCAAUUACAAUCAAAUUUUAGAGAAGGAAAAAAAGGAGAAAAACGUUAACAAAUACGAAAAAAUAGAGAAUGAAUACAAGAAAGUAGAGAAUGAAUACGAGAAAUCAAAUGAUAGUGCAAAGGAGGGGAUGAAGAUUGAAUACGAGUACAAAAAGAAUGAAUACGAGUACGAGAGGGAAAAAAUAGCAUACAAGAAAAAGUGGAAAGAAUAUGAGGAAAAAAAGAAAGAAUAUGAGGAAAUAAAUGAUGAAUGCGAGAAAAUAGUAGGAGUCGAGAAAAUAGGAGGAGGCGAAAAAAUGAAAGAAUACGAGAAAAAGUGGGAAGAAUAUCAGCAAAAAAAGAAAGAAUACGUGGAAAUAAAGGUUGAAUAUGAGAAAUUAGAAGGAGAUAACAAGGAGGCGAAAAGGACUGAGUACGAGGGAAAAAUGAAAAAAUACGAGGAAGAAAUGGAGGAAUACAAGAGGAAAAAAGAAGAAUAUGAAAGUAAAAUGAAAGCAUACAAGAAAAUAAAGUAUGAAUACGAGAAAUCAAAAGGAGGAGAUAAAAAUAAGACUGAACACGAGGAAAAAAAGAAAGAAUAUGAGAAAAAAAAGAAAGAAUACGAGGAAGUAAUAGAGGAAUACAAGAAAAUAAAGGAAGACGAAAUGAAGAAUGCAAAUGAUGAGUACGAGAAUGCAAAGAAAAAUUACGAGGAGGCAAUGACAAAUUACGAGAAGGCAAUGACAAAUUACGAGAAGCCAAUGAAAGGUUAUUUGAACAAAAUUGAAAAGGAUAAAGAAGUAGAGAAGAAGAAAUUCUAUGAAAAAAGGGAUGAAUACGAGUAUAAAAAAACAAAGAAAGAAUACAAGGAAAAGAAGAGAGAAUAUGAGGAGUCAAAGAGAGAAAAGGAUAAAGCGCUUGCGAAGGCAAUGAAAAAACCCGGGGAUGGAAAGAAGAAAGGAGAUGAAAAGGGGGAAAAACAGAGUGAAGCAAAUAAGAACGAAACUGAACUUACUAUACAGCAAACAAUUCAGAAGGAAAUGAAAGAAUACGACGAUAAAAAUAAGAAAAAAAAUGAUAAAAUAAAAAGUGAAUACGCGAAAAUAUUGGAAAAAUACAUAAACGCAAAGGACAAAAGAUAUGAACAACGAAAGAAGAAUAUAAUGACUGAGACAGAGGAAAAAUACCAGAAAGCGAAGAAAAAAUACAUAAAUGAUAAGAAGAAUGAAAUAAUAAAAAAAUACAAAGAUGAUAAGCCGGUGAAAAUAAUGGAUGAAUUCGAGCAAGCAAUUGUUGCAAAACACGCGAUGGAAAAAAUAGAAUACGAGAAUAAAUUGACUGAAUACGAGAAACAAAUGGACGAUUACGAUUAUUAUUCUGCAGAUCUUGAUAAUUUGUAUGAUGAGUACUAUAAAAUAAAGGGUGAACUCGAGGAAAAAAUAGCUAAAUUCGAAUACGAGACAAAAAAGAAAGAAUAUGAGGAAAUGGAGAAAGAGAACGUGGAAGACGAGGAAAGCUAUAACGAUGCAGAAACAAAUAAAGAAUAUGAGAAUGCAAAGAAAAAUUACGAUAAAAUAUACGAAAUAAAAAAGGGAGAAUAUGAGAAAGCAAAGAAAAAAUACGAGCAGGUAAUGUUGAAAAUAAUUAAUAAAUACAAAGAAGCAAAGAAAGAAUAUGAGAAAGCAAAGGGGAUGGAAAUGAAGAAUAUAAUAGAAGAAAAGAAUGAAAGAACCAGGAAAAUCAAGGAAGAAAUCAAGAAAGAAAUUGAGAAAAUCAGGAAUGAUAUAGGUUGUGAUGGAAUUGCAUUUCACGACUAUACUGGUGGAAGUUUCGAAAAACAAAAUGAAAUCUCCAGAUUCAGACCAAAUGACCUUGAAAAAGGACUUCCUUCUCCUUCUAUUAAACUUAUUAGAAAUUGUGAGAAAAUCGAAGGCCACGUCUUGAUUAACAUACUUGAAACAGGAUUCCUAAAUUAUAUUGUUUAUUCUCAUCGUUCUUCUAAACAGCCCGGAUUACUAAAAUGGAUAAAAUGGAAAUACCAUCUGUAUAUUAACCAGUCUGGUUGCAAACAAUCCUGGAGAGAAGAGAAAAUGAAAUUGAGGGAAGAGGACCUUAAAGCGGAACUGGAAAAACUAGAUCCCGCACGGAAGAAACAAGAAUUAGAGGAGCUGAUAAAUCAGGAAUUAGAGAAACUGGAGGAGCAGAAACAACGACUGGAGGAGCUGAAAGAGGAACAGAAACAAAUAGGCCCAUUACCUUAUUAUUUAAUUUAA
Messenger RNA from Entrophospora sp. SA101, 3960 nucleotides. NCBI's taxonomy places the organism in Eukaryota, Fungi, Glomeromycota, Glomeromycetes, Entrophosporales, Entrophosporaceae. The record is from the annotation of a GenBank genome assembly.